AUGCAAGCAUCCGUCCUCCCAGACGACCCCAGCUUCCCGCCCAUGUCGUCUCUGCUUUCGAACCGACAGACUGCAUGGUCCGGCAAGUAUGCCCAAGCGCUCUUGCCCGCCCGGAAGCAUGCUUCCUCUCCCGACAUCGCCUUUACCCCGCCAGCUUCACUUGUCCCGUGGCCAAGCAAUCUGAUUGCAUGCCAGAUCCCGCCUGUUCUGCCCAUGUUGAUCCCUGUUGCUCGAGAGCAAGUGCCUCAACAUCUGCCCUCCACCAUCAUUGCAGCGUCGGCCGGCACCAUUGCAGGACAGCGUGCUACAUUGCUGAUGCCCAAGCAUCCCAUCGCGCCCCAGGAUUCAGGAACGGCAGCACCUUUCUCCAACUCGGAACACCUCCCUCACGUCGUCUCUCCUCCUGCCGUCUUGCCUCGUGGCGCCACUCGAUCCGAUCAAACGAGGACGGCAUCUUUUCCAAGCUACCAUCAACCUCAUCCUGCCUCAACAAGAGAUCACGAGCAACUCGAGACCAUGACGCAAAACUCAUCCAAGAGCUCUCUCAGGGACAUUGCAGCUGGUGAAGAGGUCAAGAAAGACUCUGCGGAGCCCGUGCACGUCUUUCCGAUCUUGGAGAGAGGCAUGAUUCGCGACAUUGAUGAGAAGGAAGCUCAGCAAGCCCCGGUCGACCACUUUGGAACAGCGACACAGCAAUCCGAGGAAGAGCGCAAGCUUGUACGGAAGCUCGACUGGCGGAUCAUGACCUCGCUUUGGGCAUGUUACGCGCUCAACUAUCUGGACAGAAACGCCAUCGCCCAAGCCCGACUGAACGGGCUCGAGAAGGAUCUCAAGUUGAAGGGCAACCAGUACAACAUGUGCAUCUCGAUCCUCUUUGUCGGAUACACGCUGAUGCAGAUGCCGUCGAACAUGGUCAUGGCGUCCAAAAAGGUUCGGCCGUCCGUGUGGAUGUGCUGCUGGAUGAUGGCCUGGGCCGUGUGCUCGGGAUGCACCGCGCUCAGCCACAACUUUGCCGGCCUGUUCACGACUCGAUUGCUGUUGGGUGUGCUCGAGGCACCCUUCUACCCGGGAGCUUUGUACCUGCUUUCGCUCUUCUACACGCGCCGCGAGAUCGCGACGCGCGUCGCCAUCCUCUACUCUGCCAACAUUGUCGCCACUGCUUCGUCCGGCUUGAUCGCCGCAGCGACGUUUGCAACUCUGGACAAGGUGCACGGCAUCCAGGGAUGGAAGUGGCUCUUCAUCAUCGAGGCGGUCGUGACGUUCGGCGUGGCUGUGAUUUGCCUGUACACCAUGCCGGACCACCCGCUGUCGACACGAUGGCUCACUCCUGCCGAGCGCGAGCUGGCACAAGCACGCAUCGACCGCGACACGGUGGGCAUGGAGCCCAGCAAAGGCGUCGUGGCGGGUCUCAGCCAGGCUUGCAAGGAUGGCCGUCUGUGGGUGUUUGUGGUGCUGCAGAAUCUGCACCUGAGCGCCUGCGGCUUCAACAGCUUCUUCCCUUCGGUGGUGGGCGGACUGGGCUUCAACCGUACUCUGACGCUGGUGCUCACCUGCCCGCCCUACCUGUUGUCGGGCCUUUUCAUGAUUGUCUGGGCCGUGUCCUCGGGUCGCAAGAACGAGAAGACGUGGCACAUCACCAUCUCGAUGCUCAUCGCCCUGGUGGGUUUCAUCAUCUCGUGCGUCACGCUCAAUACGCCUGCGCGCUACAUCAGCUGCUUCAUCUUUACGAUCGGCGCCUAUGCCGCCAAUUCGGUCAUCCUGGGCUGGGUCAGCGCCACGUGUGGGCAGACACAAGAGAAGAAGGCAGCCGCGCUCUCUAUCGUCAAUACGUUUGGCAACGCCAGCUUUGCCUACACGCCCUUCCUGUACCCCAAGGGCGAUGGGCCCAAGUAUCUGACGGCCAACAUUGCCAAUUCGUGCUUUGUGGUCGGUUCCAUCAUUUGCACGUGGAUUCUGCGCUUCUGGCUCAAGCGCGACAACGAGAAGAUCAAGAGGUCCAACGCCGAUGCUAGGCUCCUCUACGCCUACUGA
Moesziomyces antarcticus is the source of this 2031-nucleotide messenger RNA. Its product is annotated as MFS transporter. Gene Ontology annotation, biological process: transmembrane transport. Gene Ontology annotation, cellular component: membrane. The record is from RefSeq and is a predicted model, not a curated record. Gene Ontology annotation, molecular function: transmembrane transporter activity. Bases 1 to 2031 code for a protein of 676 amino acids. The transcript is spliced from 6 exons. Lineage: Eukaryota; Fungi; Basidiomycota; Ustilaginomycetes; Ustilaginales; Ustilaginaceae.